UUUCACUACUAAUAUUUAACAACUCCUAUUUAUAAGCCUCCAUCGUUAAACCCUAACCUCUGUUGCGUUGCGGCAGUAGCAACCAAAAACUCAUUCCUCCUUCCACAACCGCCUUAUCUUCAAAAUGGUGAAGAAGAGCAAGAAGAGUAAGAGUAAGAGGGUUCCAUUGAGGAAGAAAUACAAAAUCAUAAGGAAGGUGAAGGAGCACAAUAGAAAGAAAACCAAAGAAGCCAAAAAGUUACUGUUGAGUGGUAAGAAGAAGGUUGAGAAGGAUCCUGGUAUUCCAAAUGAUUGGCCUUUCAAGGAACAGGAACUCAAAGCACUUGAAGCGAGAAGGGAACGUGCUGUUCAGGAAUUGGAACAAAAGAAAGCUGAUCGCAAAGAAAGGGCUCGUAAAAGGAAGUUGGGUUUGCCACUUGAUGAUGAUAACUCCAAUUCAGUUGAUAAAGCUUCUGUAGAAAAUAGUAACAAUGUUACCACUGCUGCAAAGACGAAAGUUGAUAGUUCUGAUAAGGCUUUUUACAAGGAUUUGGUAAAGGUUAUUGACGCCUCUGAUGUCAUACUGGAAGUCCUUGAUGCCCGAGAUCCCUUGGGUACCCGUUGUGUUGACAUAGAAAAAAUGGUCAUGAAAUCAGGGCCUGAGAAACAUAUUGUAUUGCUUUUGAAUAAAAUUGAUCUUGUCCCUCGUGAGGCUGUUGAGAAGUGGCUCAAGUAUCUUCGAGAAGAAUUACCUACUGUGGCCUUCAAGUGUAGUACACAACAACAAAAAUCAAACUUAGGGUGGAAAUCUACUAAAAAAGUCAAACCAAGUAAUAUUUUGCAAUUAAGUGAUUGUCUUGGAGCUGAUACUCUGCUCAAAUUAUUGAAGAAUUAUUCAAGAAGUUAUGAGAUCAAGAAGUCAAUCACUGUUGGUUUGGUUGGAUUGCCCAAUGUUGGUAAGAGUAGUCUUAUCAAUAGUUUGAAGAGAUGCCAUGUUGUCAAUGUUGGUGCUACUCCUGGGUUAACUAGGUCUAUGCAAGAGGUUCAUUUGGACAAAAAUGUUAAGUUGCUCGAUUGCCCUGGUGUUGUUAUGCUAAAGUCUCAAGAAAAUAAUGCUUCUAUUGCAUUAAAAAAUUGCAAGAGAAUUGAGAAGUUAGAUGAUCCAAUUAGCCCAGUGAAGGAAAUUCUCAUGCUCUGUCCCGAAAGGCUACUGGUAUCUCUUUACAAGAUUCCAGGUUUUGAUACAGUUGACGAGUUUCUACAGAAUGUGGCUACUGUUAGGGGAAAGCUCAAGAAGGGUGGAAUAGUUGACAUUGACUCUGCUGCAAGAAUCGUUCUUCAUGAUUGGAAUGAAGGUAAAAUUCCAUAUUACACCAUGCCACCAGUUAGGGAUCAAGGAGAACCUUCAGAGGCCAAGAUAGUUUCAGAGUUUUCUAAAGAGUUUAACAUUGAUGAGGUCUACAAUAGUGAAACUUCGUUUAUUGGGACCCUUAAAUCUACUGUCGACUUGGAUCCUGUUGUAGUACCUUCAAGUUGCCCUGUAGUCUUUGAUGAAACAAUGAUAGAGGACGAUGAGCAAAUUAAAUUGCCAGAACAAGAUGAAGGUCCUGGGGACACGGCUAUCAAUGUUGUGGAGGAUGAAUCUAUGGAAUGUGAUAAAGAUGAUGAUGUUAGCAAGGACAAGGUUAAAAGUGCAGCUAGUAAACAAAAUGAAAAGUUGUAUACAGCAGAUGGUAUAUUUAAUCCAAAUCUUCCGAACCCAUGGAUGGUGACUAUGACUUCAAAGUUGAUUACUUCCAAAAGGAAGACACAAUGGAUGCUGAAGAGAGCAAGGGUGAUGAUGACAAUGACAAUGACGGUGAUAAUGAACAAGUCAACUCUGAGGUUCCUAUGUCUGGUAUUCAGGUUGAUAAAUGAUUGGGAUGUGUGCACGCUUAAAAAAUUAGACAUGAUAUAAGGUUGAACUCUUGAACUUAGCAUUCGUUUUCCAAUAUCUUAAAUUAUUGCAUUAAUUGAUACACUUUGUGUGUAUAUAAUUUUGCCGAGACAGGAAUUAAGUUUUGUUAUAGGUCACAUUGAGCAUCUCGCAAUGACAAUUUUUUUUUCGUUGGCUCUAUUUUAA
Messenger RNA from Cicer arietinum (chickpea), 2101 nucleotides. RefSeq names its product guanine nucleotide-binding protein-like NSN1. Gene Ontology annotation, cellular component: nucleolus. The record is from RefSeq and is a predicted model, not a curated record. Gene Ontology annotation, molecular function: GTP binding. Lineage: Eukaryota; Viridiplantae; Streptophyta; Magnoliopsida; Fabales; Fabaceae.